Molecule: messenger RNA, 3604 nt
Organism: Rhinolophus ferrumequinum (greater horseshoe bat)
Lineage: Eukaryota; Metazoa; Chordata; Mammalia; Chiroptera; Rhinolophidae
Gene: CSNK1E
Product: casein kinase 1 epsilon
Exons: 9
Coding region: 201-1304 (367 amino acids)
Biological process (GO): peptidyl-serine phosphorylation; signal transduction; endocytosis
Cellular component (GO): cytoplasm; nucleus
Molecular function (GO): protein serine/threonine kinase activity; ATP binding
Source: RefSeq, a predicted model, not a curated record
AGCCCAGAGCCAGAGCCCGGCCGGGGCCGAGCGGAGAGGAGCGCGGCGGCGGCGGCGGCGGCGGCUGUGCGGGGAGAGGCUGGCGCGCCGGGCGGCUCCGCGAAUCCUCUGGCAUCCGCCCCGGCGGGCCGCCCCCGCCCCUGGCAGCCCCCAGACCAGCGGCCCGGCACCGGCGCCUUCCCGGCGGGCCAGAGUGAAUCAUGGAGCUCCGUGUGGGGAACAAGUACCGCCUGGGCCGGAAGAUCGGGAGUGGAUCCUUCGGAGAUAUCUACCUGGGUGCGAACAUCGCUUCUGGUGAAGAAGUGGCCAUCAAACUCGAAUGUGUGAAAACGAAGCACCCCCAGUUACACAUCGAGAGCAAGUUCUACAAGAUGAUGCAGGGGGGAGUGGGAAUCCCAUCCAUCAAGUGGUGCGGGGCCGAGGGCGACUACAACGUGAUGGUCAUGGAGCUGCUGGGGCCCAGCCUCGAGGACCUCUUCAACUUCUGCUCCCGCAAGUUCAGCCUCAAGACGGUGCUGCUCCUGGCUGACCAGAUGAUUAGCCGCAUUGAGUACAUCCACUCCAAGAACUUCAUACACCGGGACGUCAAGCCUGACAACUUCCUCAUGGGGCUGGGGAAAAAGGGCAAUCUUGUGUACAUCAUUGACUUCGGCCUGGCCAAGAAGUACCGGGACGCCCGCACCCACCAGCACAUCCCCUACCGGGAAAACAAGAACUUGACUGGCACUGCCCGCUACGCCUCCAUCAACACCCACUUGGGCAUCGAGCAAAGCCGUCGAGAUGACCUGGAGAGUCUGGGCUACGUGCUCAUGUACUUCAACCUGGGCUCCCUGCCCUGGCAGGGCCUCAAAGCGGCCACUAAGCGCCAGAAGUACGAACGGAUCAGCGAGAAGAAGAUGUCGACGCCCAUCGAGGUCCUCUGCAAAGGCUACCCCUCUGAGUUCUCAACAUACCUCAAUUUCUGCCGCUCCCUGCGGUUCGACGACAAGCCCGACUACUCCUACCUGCGUCAGCUCUUCCGUAACCUCUUCCAUCGGCAGGGCUUCUCCUACGACUACGUCUUCGACUGGAACAUGCUCAAAUUCGGGGCUUCCUCGAGCCAGGCUCAGCCCCAUGACAGCGAAGCUAUUGCACUGCCCUGCCCCCGCCCCCACCCUGGCACUGGGCCCACGUACUCACCCACAUACUGGUGCCCGGCGCCCCUGGGCACCCAGGGCCCUCCAGAUAGGCUGCUGGAGGAGGUGGAAGAGCUGUGCCCCCAAAACUACUGUCCUGUGGUCUGGACUCCAGGGCCCCUGUUUUGACAGCACCAGGUGUGCCUGAGCCCAUCGGGGCCAGGCCUGAGGUCCCUUGGCGUAGUGGGGGGGGUCACUGGAGAGGGCAUGGUGGAGAAGGUCCUGUCAUGAGAUUCUUGGGGAUGAAUCAGCUGCUGGAGGGAUAAACAGAGCCUGAAGGAGGGAUGAAGUUCGCUGCCCUGCGGGGGCCUGGGAGUGGGCUCCAGGAACAGCCUCAUCCAGACCCCGUCGGCGGCCUCUGUAUUGAACCUGAACUCAUUAAAUGUCCCCCACCUGUACCGCGCUUCAUUCUGGUGUGCCUCUCCUUUCAUCGUGGGUGCCUUUGGCCCACUGUGGCCGAUGGCUUAGGACUGAGGCCUUGUUCUCCUGGACAUGGGGCAGCACGUGGAUUUGUGCCCCCUUCUUUCUGGGUGUCAGACAGUGGCCUGGUACUAUUCCCUAAGUGGGACAGAGGUUGGGCAGAGAACGGGGGUUCUCCAAGCCAAGGGACCCCAGGGGGGAGGGUGAGAGAUGGGCAGUGGUGCACCUAUAACUAGACCUUCCACCUGAAGCGCGGCCAAGGGCCAGGAGCCAGUUAUUCUUGCCACAGGGCAUUGCUCAGGGAGUUUGGGCACAGGGCACUCGCUCAUUGUAUAGAAGUCAUUCCAGAGUCCGGUUCUGGGAUGGGCUUGGCCUUUCUCUUGAUAUAGCUCCAAAAAUGGAUUUUGUAUUGUCUAGGCCCGUGUCAUUCAACGUGGCAGCCACUGGCUACAUGUGGCUAAUUUUAAUUAAUUAAAAUCAAUCAGAACUGAAAAUGUAGCUUCUCCAUCAUAUUUGCCACAUUUCAAAUUCUCAGGAGCCACAAGUGGCUGGCUAGUAGCUGCCACAUCUGGCAAGGCAGACGUGAAUAUGUCCAUCAUCACAGAAAGUUCCGUGGGAUGGUGUUACUCUUGGGGCUCCUCACAGAGCCUCUUGUGGGACCAUCGGGCCGACAAGAUCUUGUCACAGGUCAGGCCAGGAGCACCCUCCCCACCCAUUGCUCGCACUCUGACCCCUUCCUGGGGUCCCAUAUGAAGCAGGCUCUGGAGUCUGAAGCUAAGCAGAGGUGCCAACAAUCUUAUCUUGAACGCACCAAUCUCUGACUUGAAGGCCAUCAGACUACAUAAGUGGGCGCUUUUGACUUCAUCACCAAUGUGGUGAGCCCAGCCAUCCCCGGGCAGCAGCAUCUGCAGACACAUGAUGGGGCUGGAGGAGGUGGAAGAGCUUUCACCCUGAAGCCAGGACCUUCCCACCCCACCCUACCCUGCUGGAAGCCUUCACCAGCACCUGCUAGCAGACUGGACACCGUGCUGGGCAUCACGGGCUGCAAACCAUUCUGCAGGAAGGAUCCCGCUCUUUACUGAGAGCUUUCCUCCUUGGAGCGGUCACUGUACAGCACAUAGUAUCAGGGCCCUGGGAUCUCCAGACGCCUGGAGCCUCAGCCGCUGCUCUCAGCACACGGAGCCACUGUUCCGAGGUCCAACCAGCCGGCCAGGAAGAAACUCAGUGCAGCCAAAAACAGGUCCCCACAGCACGGGUGGACGCCUGUGUGCCUUUGAUCACAGGCAAAUCUUGUGGGCAAAUAAAAACCGAGAGACCUCCCUGGUAUGCGUUUCUUGAGGUGUCACUUGGGUGGGAUGGAAACAUGGAGAGUAGGUCACCUUGUGCUUCAGGGCUGGCUUUGGCUUGAGCCUGCUGGGUCACACAGGGCAGGGGCAGUGCACCUGUGAACGAAUCACUUAGUGUCAUGGAGCCUCAGUUUCCCCACGCAGGGAAUGAGUUCCUACCUGCCCACAGGAGGUUUCAUGAGUGGGUUCUGCAGCUCUUCUCACUCAGAUUUUGUGUGGUUCUGGCUGAGUUGCUCUCUCUGUCAGCCUGUAACUGAGUAGGUGGGAGCGCAGGGGGAGGACUGGAGAUCAGAAUGUAGAGCCCUGGUGGUUCCAGGCCUGCCUGCCUGGACAGGCUUGUGGGUGGGAAGACUGGGGAUGUUUGUUUCUAGAAUGUUCUGCCAAGUCAUCUGGAGGCGCAGAGGGCAGAGCAGGACUGAGUGGCAGAGGCCCAGCUCUGCUCUGGGCUGUGUGACCCCAGGCAGGUCAUGAGAACUCUCUGGCCCUGGGUUCCUCGCUAGGAUUCAGGGGUCAUUUUGACCCCCAGCCACUACCUCACAGAAGUGCUUAAAGGCAAGCCCCCUUACCCCCAUCCCCAAGGACAGUAGGGCCUUCUUAGCCAGUUCCCUGGGAGAGACACGGGCUUGCAGGGGACCGCACCCCGUGGCCCUUGAGCAGGCGCCA